UCGAUGAUGCAUUGCAAGAGUUAAAGCAAGCUGCUGAUGCCAAUGACUCACGUAUGACACAAGAUGAGUUAGUUUCGGCAUGCAAUGCAUCUCUCCGACAGGCUAACAGUGAGAUUACCUCCAUGAUGGAAAAGUUAAAGCUGGAAGUAAAAAGUGUGCGUGAAGCAGUAAGUGCGGGAAACAAGAAUCAACAUACAGCAUUUACUGCUUCUGUGAUUGACAUGAAGAAUGAGGUGAUGUCUCACAUAACAGAAGAACUCAGAGAGGUAAAGAGUGCAAUUGUAUCCACAAUUGUGGAGCAACAGAGGAAGGUCCUUGCUGACAUAGCGAAUGCCGUGGAGCAAUGUGUCAGCACAGCAUUUAAUGAGAAGUAUCAAACAAAAUCACAAGCAUCACGUCGAGAUGAAUCUUUUCUCUCACCAGGACUCUAUGAAGAUGGAAAUAAUGCGUCUCCUUCUUACCAAGACGUUGGGCAGGAGGAUGAGGAGAGCGAGAGUGAAAAUAUUAUUCACUUGGUAAGCAGACAUACUAUUAAGAUGUGAGAGAACGUUUUGGAAAAAGUCAUCCAUAGCUGAUUUUUUUUUUUAAGGAUGAAGCCACUUCAUCUAAUGCUGUGCAAAUGGGGACUUUGGCUGAAGUGAAGGUAUAAAUACUUAAUGACUUGAUAAGAAUUAUUUACAUGCAAGGAAACAUUUCUGACAGCAAGACAUAUACUUUCUGUUUUGCAGGCAGAUAUUUUGAAGAAAGUUGGCAAUAAU
Frankliniella occidentalis (western flower thrips) is the source of this 758-nucleotide messenger RNA. RefSeq lists its product as uncharacterized. Bases 54 to 542 code for a protein of 162 amino acids. The record is from RefSeq and is a predicted model, not a curated record. The transcript is spliced from 8 exons. NCBI's taxonomy places the organism in Eukaryota, Metazoa, Arthropoda, Insecta, Thysanoptera, Thripidae.